This is a messenger RNA of Polistes canadensis, 426 nucleotides long. RefSeq lists its product as uncharacterized. Bases 87 to 356 code for a protein of 89 amino acids. The record is from RefSeq and is a predicted model, not a curated record. The transcript is spliced from 2 exons. Lineage: Eukaryota; Metazoa; Arthropoda; Insecta; Hymenoptera; Vespidae.
UUCAACUGCGAUACGCGUAUGUCGAGUAUUUUCGAGUUUGUACGUUUCUUCUCGUGUCCAAUUAAAUAUUUCCAAUAAUCAAGGUCAUGGUGAAUUAUUCAUAUUAUUACGUCAAGACCAUCGGUGACGAUAGCGAUAAUGCAAAGACAUAUAAAUUUAUAAAGGGAAACACUAAACUACAGGAAACACCUAAAGAUGUCUGGUCGACUAUCGGAAGAUACGGCCUUCGUUCGAGAUUACUUAGAGGAGGACUUUCCGGUUCUGGAGACGUUUAUCAUCCUGCCAAUGUUACUUUCAAGGUCCGCCAUCAUCGAUUUUUCCUAGUAUCGAACUCACCGAAGAAAAUGGCUGGGUAGAAUUAAGCUGUUUUCACUAAAAACAAAUUGUCUUCAUUCCUUUGCGAAUAAUACACUUUUGCUAUCUUUA